AUGGAACUAGAUCAGCAGUUUGAAGAAGAACAACAACAACAACAAGAACAAGAAGAGGAAAAGGAUGAGAAAGGAGGAGUGGAGAAGAAGAAGAAGAAGAAGAAGAAGAAGACAAAGGAGGAGGAGGAGGAGGAGGAGAAGAAGAAGAAGAAGAAGUGGAGAAGAAUAAGAAGGAGUGGAGAAGAAGAAGAAGAAGAAGAAGAAGAAGAAGAAGGGCUCACCGGAACAGGUUUAUUUAGAUGCUGAGGUUUCGAAGAGCUUGGUCGGCUCUCCAUUGUCAAUGCGUAAAAUGCACCUUAUCGACCAGAGAUCCCAAGUGGAGUGUCACGUUGGUCGGCCUCGUGCUGAUCGAUUUUUCUCUCCUCUCACUGCCUCGGCCUCUCGGGGGAUGUUUGACGGUCGUUUUGUCUCCGUGCUUUGUGAGUCACCACUCCGUCGGGGGGAGGUAACUGAACCAGUGUCGGGUGAUCGGUCUGGCGGUUCUUGUUCUUCACCGAGGCGUAAUUCUCCGAUGCCCAAUCCAUCAACAGCCAUAUGAACCUUCCUGCAGCUUACAAAGUCCUACGUCAUCACAAUCGUAGAGCUCAGGGCCAAACAACCACACCGGACUUAAGAAGGCCAUACGGAGACAGCCCAACGGCGAGUUUACUCAGUGAAGAGGAACAAUAACAGCCUGGCCGACUACCCGACACUGGUUCAGUUACCUUCCCCCGACGGAGUGGACGUCUCACGGAGCACGCAGACAAAACGCCCGUCAAUCAUCCCCCAAGAGGCCGAGACAGCGAGAGGAAGGAAAAAUCGAUCAGCACUAGGUCGACCAACAUGACGCUCCACUUGGGAUCUCUGGUCGAUUAGAUACAUUUUACGCUUUGACAAUGGAGAGCCGACCAAGCUCUUCGAAAAGUCAGCAUUUAGAAAAACCUGUUCCAGGGGAACUCUUCUUCUUCUUCUUCAUUUUCUUUUUCUCCACUUCUUCUUCUUCUUCUUCACUUCUUCUUCUUCUUCUUCUUCUUCUUUCUUCUUCUUCUUCUUCACAUAGUCAACUUCGGAUCUCUCAACUUUGCCAACCUGAAUAAAUAAGCAAUCCCAUAUUUAUCACAGAUGGUCGCACGUGGUGCGAUGGGUACUUGAUCGUCCCCCACCCUUAGUCGUCACUUGCCGCGACUUCAUGACCGGUGUUUGGUGAUCGGUAUAAAAAUUACUCGGCCGUUUGGCUCACUGAUAUUCUCACCGGAAACAGUGUCCCCCCACACUGAUGACUGAUGAGAUAACGAUACACCGGCACUGUAUGCGUGGUUGAUUACUCUGUCGAGAGAGAGAGAGUUUCAGCAUUGAAAAGGGAAGAGAGAGAUCAUUGCGCUUGUUGGUGGACUGCAGACCGGUGAACCAUGACUCGAUUGUCGUCUUUUGCAUGAAUAUAGACCUCGCCGGAAUGGGUCAGGUCGGGUUACGUCACAUGAACUGUGACAUGGGAGUCGACAGCAUUCUUCCUCACAGGCGCGUGCUACAGUAGGUGGGCUAAUUCAUGAAAUGUUAACCGAAAUUCCGAAAUGCGUUUUCGUUUCGAAAAGAUUACUAAAGUAGGGUUGUAAAACUAGUUAGCCUGCAACAUGAUUCUAUUAUAUUUCAGUUACCUCAGGAUGUCAGCUUUCGAACGAGACUCCUUACGGCUACAUGUUGAAACUACACUCUGUAAAAAAUGAUUACUUAAAUAGCAUGCAUUUUUCUCAUUGAUUUUCGAUGCCCCUAAAAGUUCAAUCAUAUUUCAUGGAAAAAAAUGCAUAAAAAUAUUCAUUGUUUUAUUAAUUCGGUAGAUGGUUGCCUGUUCGGGACCCCUAUCUCCCAUACGAAGCUUGUUUGCUUCGGGAAGCCAGUGAAUCGGUGUGCGCCCAGCCCUGAGUGAAUAUACAUAAAUACAUACAUACAUAAUAACAUGGUUUUACCGACAAAGACAAGGGAGACUGGAAUGACUACUUCUGGCUCAUUAGUCGUCGUCAGCCAGCCAUACCUAAGCCUGAAGUGUGGAACACCUGAGGCUCGAACUCGCGACCUGUUAGUUAGAAGUCCUAUGUAAAAAACAGAAACGUCACAACGUUUGAAACAGCACUUUAUGUAGCCCUCCAUGAAAUAGCGUAAUAUGCAAUAUGGCAGCUAGUCGACUACCCAGUGUUUGUUUGGUUAAUUCAAAAACGUUAGCAGCAUUCCAGAAAAUAUUAUCGUUUAUGCAUUUGUUGGAAUGUAGUCAAGAAAAUCAUUAACGUUGUUUUUGGGAGGUAGACGUUGCUGAAAUAACAGCUUUAAUUAGGUUAUAUGCUGAGGCCGGUCAGAUACUAUGAUACUGAAAUAUAAUCAGAAACUGCAAUCAGAAUCAUUGCCGUUCCGCAAAAUUUCUGCCUUCCAUCCGGCGAUGGUGGGAUGCGCCGAGUUUUAGGACGUCCUUGAAAUGUCAAUGAAGACAUUGCGAUAUUAAGUGCUCUUGAGCUACUACCUUAGCAGACGUUCUGCAGUUUGCGUCAAUUAAAACCUAUAAAAUAACAUAGUUAUUGGAAGCAGUCAUCUAGGUAGCAAGAUCUUGAUCGUCAUUAUUGUAAACUCACCCAAACAUACAUCGUGAACGUCGUGGAAAGUUGACAUUCGAAACUAUGCCUUUUGAUAAAAAGUAGUCUGGAUUAAAUUAAAAAAGCACGUUUACAAGAAAUGUGCUUAAAAAGUACUUUCUAAUGUACGUCUUUGAUGGAAAUCCUCGCAUUUUUUCCAAAUGAAAGAUAUGCGAAAAAUGAAAAACCGGAAGCAGAUGAUUUUUUGCAAUAAGCGAAAAACUCUCUUUUUUCUUCAAUUGGAACCACUUCGUUACAUUUGCCCUUUUUAGACUCCGUUCAACGAUUCCACGUUCACCACAAUGGGGACAUUGAUGAAAUGGACAAAAUUCUCAAACAGGAAAAGUGGUUACCAUUCUCUUUUCAAAUCACACAGUAG
Messenger RNA from Spirometra erinaceieuropaei, 2976 nucleotides. The record is from the annotation of a GenBank genome assembly. NCBI's taxonomy places the organism in Eukaryota, Metazoa, Platyhelminthes, Cestoda, Diphyllobothriidea, Diphyllobothriidae.